Messenger RNA from Epinephelus fuscoguttatus (brown-marbled grouper), 703 nucleotides. It is a transcript of the gene sap18, whose product is annotated as Sin3A-associated protein. Lineage: Eukaryota; Metazoa; Chordata; Actinopteri; Perciformes; Serranidae. Bases 107 to 568 code for a protein of 153 amino acids. Gene Ontology annotation, biological process: negative regulation of DNA-templated transcription. Gene Ontology annotation, cellular component: nucleus. The record is from RefSeq and is a predicted model, not a curated record. The transcript has 4 exons. Gene Ontology annotation, molecular function: transcription corepressor activity; transcription factor binding.
ACGGAAACGGCUUCGGUCCCAUUCGUUGCUGCAGCUACGAUAAAAUACUCAAGCAAGGUGGCAAAAGUCGGUACCGAAGUGUAUUAUAUAUCGGUUAAAAAUAAGAAUGGCCCUUGAAUCCCGCAUCACACAAGAAGAAAUCAAGAAGGAACCAGAGAAGCCCAUCGACCGAGAAAAGACCUGUCCCCUUCUGCUGAGAGUAUUCACCACCAACAGUGGCCGUCAUCAUCGAGCAGAUGAAUUCGCCCGUGGCAACGUCCCCUCCAGCGAACUGCAGAUAUACACAUGGAUGGAUGCUACUCUGAAGGAACUCACCAGCCUGGUGAAGGAAGUGCAUCCAGAGGCCAGAAAAAAGGGGACCAACUUUAGCUUUGCCAUCGUCUACCCUGAUCCUAGAGGGAAAGUGUACAGGUUGAAAGAUAUUGGCAGCACUGUGUCCGGCAGAAAGGGUCCAGAUGACUCCAUGACGUUGCAGUCCCAGCGCUUCCAAAUUGGAGACUAUCUGGACAUAGCGAUCACACCACCAAACAGAGCCCUGCCCCUUAACACACGCAUGAGGCCCUUCUAAUUCUAAACAUGAAACAUAAAUCAACACACAUCAAACUGUUCUUUGUUUGUUUGUUUUUUCCAUUGCCUCAUCCUGGAUGGUUUUUGCCUCAUUUUUUAAAAUGUGAAGUGUAAUAAAGUUGUGAUUUUUUUCCAA